Messenger RNA from Cordyceps fumosorosea ARSEF 2679, 1047 nucleotides. Its product is annotated as Peptidase M22, O-sialoglycoprotein endopeptidase. Lineage: Eukaryota; Fungi; Ascomycota; Sordariomycetes; Hypocreales; Cordycipitaceae. Gene Ontology annotation, biological process: tRNA threonylcarbamoyladenosine modification. The transcript has a single exon. Gene Ontology annotation, cellular component: EKC/KEOPS complex; cytoplasm. The record is from RefSeq and is a predicted model, not a curated record. The coding region runs from base 1 to 1047 and encodes 348 amino acids.
AUGGACACGUCCAAGAGGUCCUGGAUCGCGCUCGGCUGCGAGGGCUCCGCCAACAAGCUCGGCAUCGGCGUGAUCCAGCACACCGGAUCCUCCACAACCAUCCUCUCCAACCUGCGCGACACCUUCAACGCGCCGCCCGGCGCCGGCUUCCUGCCCAAGGACACGGCCGCGCACCACCGGCGCGUGUUCUCCCGUCUCGCCCGGCGCGCCCUCGCCGCCGCCGGCAUCACUGACCCCCGCGCGCAGCUCUCCUGCGUGUGCUUCACCCAGGGCCCCGGCAUGGGCGCGCCGCUGACCGCCGUCGCCGUCGGCGCGCGCACCCUCGCCCUCCUCUGGGGCCUGCCGCUCGUCGGCGUCAACCACUGCGUCGGGCACAUCGAGAUGGGGCGGGCCAUCACCGGCGCCACCAACCCGGUGGUGCUCUACGUGUCCGGCGGCAACUCGCAGGUCAUCGCCUACGCGGAGCGGCGCUACCGCAUCUUUGGCGAGACGCUCGACAUCGCCGUCGGCAACUGCCUGGACCGCUUCGCGCGCACCCUCCGCAUCAGCAACGACCCGGCGCCCGGCUACAACAUUGAGCAGAUGGCUAAGAGGGGCACGAAGCUGCUGGACUUGCCGUACGCGGUCAAGGGCAUGGACUGCUCGUUCUCGGGGAUAUUGGCGGCGGUGGACGCGCUGGCGGCGCAGGUGCGCGCGGGCACGGCGGACUUUACGGCGGAGGACCUCUGCUUCUCCCUGCAGGAGACGGUGUACGCGAUGCUGGUGGAGAUCACGGAGCGCGCGAUGGCGCACGUCGGGUCCAGACAGGUGCUGAUCGUGGGUGGCGUGGGCUGCAACGAGCGCCUGCAGGAGAUGAUGGGUCAGAUGGCGGCGGAGCGCGGCGGCAGCGUGUACGCUACGGACGAGAGGUUCUGCAUUGAUAAUGGCAUCAUGAUUGCGCACGCGGGCCUGCUGGCGUACCGCACCGGAUUCGAGACGCCGCUGGCGGAGAGCCAGUGCACGCAGCGGUUCCGGACGGACGAGGUCUACGUCAAGUGGAGGGACUAA